UGCCGGCCUCCUUUCUGAGGCGGCGUUUACACACGGACGCCGCUGGCCGCGGCGGCUUACAUAAAGGCGCGCGCUGUUAUGCAAUGGCAUUGUUAGCGGCGCUGACGAGUUCGUUAGGAAAGGAUCGUGCGUGUCCGAAAACAAGCCGUGAGAAUCACGCCUUGCCACAGUAAAUCGCUUUCUCGGUAUUUCUGCACAGUGUCGGCUUUGCCCGGGAGUCUGGAGUUGCAUUUGAGAGAAUGGAGAUGAACUCUGAAAGGUCGAAAGAGAGUGUGUAUUGCUGGAACAAAACAGCGGAGAAGAGUGACUUCGAAGCCGUGGAGGCGCUCAUGUCUAUGAGCUGCAGCUGGAAGUCGGAUUUUAAGAAGUACCUGGAGAACAGACCGGUCACACCAGUAUCCGACCUGUCGGAGGAAGAGAACCUGCUCCCGGGGACUCCGGAUUUUCACACCAUCCCUGCCUUUUGUCUGACCCCCCCUUACAGCCCCUCGGACUUUGAACCCUCGCCAGCGUCCAAUCUGUUGGCAGCAGCGCCAUCUACUGGGCACUUCAAGUCCCUCUCAGAUGCCGCCAAGCCUCACACUGCCGCUGCCCCUUUCAAAGAAGAAGAGAAGAGCCCGGUGGCGCUCCCCAAGCUCCCCAAGGCUCAGGCAACCAGCGUGAUCCGCCAUACAGCCGACGCCCAGCUGUGCAACCACCGGUCCUGCCCAGUGAAAGCAGCCAGCGCUGCUGCCUAUCAGGACAGUGCUUUCCGAAGACGAGCCCACCCAAGCGUUGAGGCUGCAAGGAAAAACAUACCGUGUGCAGCUGUGUCGCCGAACAGAGCCAAGUGUGAGCAGAGCGCCGCGGCCGAUGCUGAUGAGAAAGCAGGCGCUGCUCUUUUUGACUUUUCUGUGCCUUCCUCGGAGACGGUCAUCUGCCGGUCUCAGCCAGCCCCCGCGUCCCCGCAGCAGAAGUCGGUGUUGGUCUCUCCCCCCGCCGUGUCUGCAGGGGCCGUGCCGUCCAUGCCGGUCAUCUGCCAGAUGGUUCCCCUUCCCGCAAACAACCCUGUCGUGACAACCGUCGUUCCCAGCACUCCGCCCAGCCAGCCACCCGCCGUCUGCCCCCCUGUCGUGUUCAUGGGCGCGCAGGUGCCCAAAGGGGCUGUCAUGUUUGUGGUGCCGCAGCCUGUGGUGCCCAGCCCAAAGCCACCUGUGGUGAGCCCCAACGGUACCAGACUGUCUCCCAUCGCCCCCGCCCCCGGGUUUUCCCCUGCAGCAGCCAAAGUCACUCCUCAGAUCGACUCAUCCCGGAUAAGAAGUCACAUCUGUAGCCACCCAGGCUGCGGCAAGACCUACUUCAAAAGCUCUCAUCUGAAGGCCCACAUGAGAACACACACAGGGGAGAAGCCUUUCAGCUGCAGCUGGAAGGGCUGCGAGCGGAGGUUCGCCCGCUCCGACGAGCUCUCCAGGCACCGGCGAACCCACACCGGGGAGAAGAAGUUCGCCUGCCCCAUGUGUGACCGGCGGUUCAUGAGGAGCGACCACUUGACCAAGCACGCCCGCCGCCAUCUGUCGGCCAAGAAGCUCCCCAACUGGCAGAUGGAAGUGAGCAAGCUCAAUGACAUCGCCCUCCCGCCGACUCCCACGCCCACGCAGUGCCCGCAGUGACGGCCGGGCUGCUGAGGAGUCGGAACUGACUGUGGUGGCCGCCGGGAGCCCAUGGUGGCGUGGCCGGGUGGGGCCUCUCUGGCUUGGGCUGACAGUGGACGCCCCACGCCGCCUGGGCGAGGGCCAGCCUGGGCCGGGUGUUGCGCACUUCGGCCACAGGCAGGUCACAGUAGGGCAGGUUUCAUUUCUUUUCUCAUGAGAGAGAUGAGAGAGCUUUAGUUCCUUGGAACAUUCUCUGAAGGUUUCUGAUGAGGUCAGCACAGGUAGCACAGAUGUGGGGUUUGUGUGCACAUUUGUUACUUUCUUUUGCUGUUGAUACUUGAGACCAACUCUUCAAUGUGAUUCUUCUCAAGCACUGGUUUCAAGAACCGAGAGACUGGAGACGAACCUUACGGUACAGAGGUGGAGCUGCAGCGCCGGCCGGCGUCAUCUUUUCCAAGAGUUAUCUUGUUUACUGUUCCUGGUCUUCCCAGCCAGCUCUGUGGUGUAGUUAUCAGGCACACCUGCGGCGGGUGUUGGCACACUAUUGUUGAUGUUUGGAAUUGAAUGGCUGUACAUUGCUAACGAGGGCCCAAAGAAUUGGAAUCCUCACUAAUUUAAUUGCUUUUUUUGAAGUGUGUAGCUACCAUUUUUUCCCCCCACUUCGGUUUUAAAAGUUUAACAGAUGAUUAUAUCUAGGCAUUUUAUUAUACUUUGAACUUUUAGUUUGCCUGCAGUUUCUUGUGUAGAUUUGAAAAUUGUAUACCGAUGUGUUUUCUGUAGACGCUAAAGUAAACUGCACUUUGUUUAGGGAAAAAAAAAUGAAGAUGAAAAUACAUAUUGUGAAGAAGGGAUGUCAAGAAUAUUAGAUAACUCCUUGAAAAAGAUGGCUGUGUCAGCAGUGAAGUGCCCUUACGUGCUGAGGAUGUGAUAUGUGCUUUACUGAGUGAGAACAUUAGCGAACGUUAUUCACAGAUGGACCGAUGUGGUCCUGUUCAUUUAUAGGAGUUGUUUGCGAUGUGGAAGUAGAUGGGUAGGAAAAUCGUUAUUAGAACAUUCACUUUUGUUAACAGUAUUUCUGUUCUGUUGUAUAGUGGAUGAUACACACAGUGGUGAAACAAUAAAUUGUUUAUAUAGUGAAAAAUGUCACUAUAUCUUCCCACUCAACAGUUUUCUGUGCAUCAGGUGUAGAUUUCUGACAGAAAAACUUGGACUUUUUGGAAAAUAGUCUCUCAAAAAAAAAUUCUUGUGGCUCAAAAUUUGCACAAUAUUUCUUUUGUUGUACUUUAUAUCUUGUUUACAAUAAAGAAUUUCCUUUGGUA
Messenger RNA from Lepus europaeus (European hare), 2950 nucleotides. RefSeq names its product KLF transcription factor 10 (gene KLF10). Gene Ontology annotation, molecular function: RNA polymerase II cis-regulatory region sequence-specific DNA binding; DNA-binding transcription factor activity, RNA polymerase II-specific. The record is from RefSeq and is a predicted model, not a curated record. Lineage: Eukaryota; Metazoa; Chordata; Mammalia; Lagomorpha; Leporidae. Bases 240 to 1649 code for a protein of 469 amino acids. The transcript is spliced from 4 exons. Gene Ontology annotation, biological process: regulation of transcription by RNA polymerase II.